Molecule: messenger RNA, 363 nt
Organism: Laetiporus sulphureus 93-53
Lineage: Eukaryota; Fungi; Basidiomycota; Agaricomycetes; Polyporales; Laetiporaceae
Exons: 3
Coding region: 1-363 (120 amino acids)
Molecular function (GO): monooxygenase activity; oxidoreductase activity, acting on paired donors, with incorporation or reduction of molecular oxygen; heme binding
Source: RefSeq, a predicted model, not a curated record
AUGGCACGCUUGGUCGACGUCAUCAUCAACGAGGCACUGCACGUGCAUUCGACCUCUGGGAUCGACCUUCUGCACGUAGCACCUAAGGGCAACAAAGAGGUGUGGAGUGAGGAUGUGGAGAUAUUCAGGCUGGAAAGGUGGGGAGGGUGUAUUCUCGUUGUGCAUGAUGACUUGAGGCUCAAAUUAUGUUUACAGAGGACAUAUGUCGGCCGUAACCUGGCAAGCCUGGAGCUGCUUGUCAUUGUCUCGUCCAUCCUGCGCCAAUACCACUUCAUGCUGGAGGAGCCUGAAAAGAAGACAUGGCAAGGUUUCCUCUGCAAGCCAGUGCAAUGUAAACUCAGCAUGAAGCGGAGGACGGUGUGA